Rotaria sordida is the source of this 315-nucleotide messenger RNA. The record is from the annotation of a GenBank genome assembly. NCBI's taxonomy places the organism in Eukaryota, Metazoa, Rotifera, Eurotatoria, Philodinida, Philodinidae.
AUGGCUUUUCAAUUGGGAAUUAUUUCUUUUGUUUACCUUGCUGUUUGGAUUCCAUUAUCAAUAGCUCAACUUGGACAAAUCUAUAUUGAUUCAACUUUUCUUCUUAUACAAUCAGAUACUUUUAAUUUUCUUGUUUAUAUUGUACCUCUUGUUUUACCUAUGGUUUGUCUUAUGUCAAUGCCUGAACUUAUUAAAAAAUUGAAAACUCUCAUAUUCAGACAACAUCAUGGAAUUAUAAUACCUUUCAAUAAUCAAUCGGUUCAACAGAAUAAUAAAAUUUAUCCAUUAAGAAUGAUUCCUAUUGAACAAUAUUGA